AAGGCAAGUGUGUUACGUAUUUCAGGUGGGGAUAAUAUUUCACGAUUACAGAAUUGUCACGCUUAUAAAAGCCUCAGGUGAUGAUCGAAACGGUCAGUUUGGUGGUUUAGUUUUAUCAGCUAUUGUAUUCAAAUUAAUUUAAUUUUUUAUUUUACUUUUAGAAAAAGAAUAAAGUAUAUUUAAAUUAUCAUGUCAACAGCUACACCAGAAAUGGUUGCUAGCACAGUUGCUGCAGCGUCAGCAACUGGAAUGACAGCAUCUUCUGUUUUUAUAACACUUUUAAUACCUGCACUUAUUUUGUGGGCCGUUUACUUCAGAUUAUCACGACGUCAUUUGAUUGAACUUGGUGAAAAAUUACCAGGUCCUGCUGGAUGGCCACUUGUUGGAAAUGCGUUGGAGUUAAUUGGAAGUUCUGAUGCCAUUUUCAGUAAGAUUUACCAACGUUCAUUCGAAUUUGAUCAAGUUGUUCGUCUCUGGAUUGGUCCAAAACUUGUUGUCUUUCUCGUUGAUCCACGUGAUGUUGAGGUAAUUCUCUCCAGUCAUGUUUACAUUGACAAAUCAGCAGAGUACAGAUUUUUCCAACCAUGGUUGGGCAAUGGUCUGCUCAUUUCAACUGGUCAAAAAUGGCGGGCUCAUCGUAAACUUAUCGCUCCAACUUUUCAUUUAAAUGUACUUAAAAGUUUCAUUGAUUUAUUCAAUGCAAAUUCAAGAUCAGUUGUUGAACGAUUACGCAAAGAAACUGGUGAAUUUGAUUGUCAUGAUUACAUGUCUGAAACGACUGUUGAAAUACUACUUGAGACAGCAAUGGGUGUUUCAAAAACAACCCAAGAUCGUAGUGGUCUUGAGUAUGCAAUGGCUGUUAUGAAAAUGUGUGAUAUUCUUCAUUUACGUCAUACUCGUGUUUGGUUAAGACCCGAUUGGUUGUUUAAUUUGACAAAAUAUGGUAAAGAUCAAAUUCAAUUGCUUGAAAUCAUUCACGGUUUAACAAAGAAGGUCAUUAAACGUAAGAAAGAAGAUUACAAAGCUGGUAAGCGUAAUUUCAUAAAGACCAAUGAAAAAGAAGGAAAAGUAACAAGUGUUGAUGGUUUAUCAUUUGGUCAAUCAUCUGGCUUGAAAGAUGAUCUUGAUGUUGAUGACAAUGAUGUUGGUGAGAAAAAACGGCUUGCAUUCUUAGAUCUUCUUAUUGAAGCAGGACAGGAUGGUGUUGUUAUGACUGAUCAAGAAGUCAAAGAACAAGUUGAUACAAUUAUGUUUGAAGGACAUGAUACAACAGCUGCUGGAUCAAGCUUCUUUUUAUCAAUGAUGGGAUGUCAUCCAGAUAUACAAGAAAAAGUAAUCCAAGAGUUGGAUGAAAUAUUUGGUGAUUCAGAUAGACCAGUAACAUUUCAAGAUACACUUGAAAUGAAAUAUCUUGAACGCUGUUUAAUGGAAACAUUACGUAUGUAUCCACCCGUACCAAUUAUUGCACGUGAAAUUAAAACAGAUCUUAAAUUAGCAUCAGGUGAUUAUAUUGUACCUGGUGGUUGCACUGUUGUUAUUGGAACAAUUAAAUUACAUCGUCAACCGUAUAUUUAUCCAAAUCCAGAUGUUUUUAAUCCAGAUAAUUUUUUGCCAGAAAAAACAGCGAAUCGUCAUUACUAUGCAUUUGUACCAUUUUCAGCUGGACCACGUUCAUGUGUAGGACGUAAAUAUGCAAUGCUAAAACUUAAAAUAUUACUAUCAACAAUAUUGAGAAAUUUCCGUGUUAAAUCAGAUAUUAAAGAAGCUGAUUUUAGACUUCAAGCUGAUAUUAUUCUUAAGAGAGCAGAAGGUUUUAGAGUUACACUUGAACCAAGAAAACUUGCUACUAAGGCUUAAUGGGAUAUAUCUAUAUGGGAUAAAUUAUAUAUAAUUUUUUCUUUAAAAUAAAUAAAUAAAUAAAUAAAUAUCAUUUAAUAUAUUAUUAAUAAUGAUAUGAACAUUCAUUUUUUUGGGAUAUAUAUUUUUUGGUCAGGUUUGUUGAUUUAUCGUAAAUUUUAUGUUGUAUUUUUUUGAAUAUAAUCCUUCGGAAAGGUUUUUUAAUAAAAAUUGAGUUUACGAUAUAAUAUUUUGUACAUGCUGUAUAAAUUUUUGAAUGUAAACGUUAUUAAUAAUAUUAUUAUUCUUUUUUUCCUGAAUUUUCUAGUAGUAUAUGUUACAGUUGAAAUAAUUGUAUCAUUAAUCUUCAUUGCAAUAAAUUGUUAAAAUAAAAAACGAAUGUGUAAGUUAUUUUUUCUUUUCAAGUUUGUUUUUAUUUUUUUUCUAAUGUAUUGUUUUGUAAAUGUUUUGUUUCAAAAGUAGAGAGAAUAAUAGACAAUCGUUGGUGGGAUUUAAAAAAAAAAUUAUAUAUACCAUUUUAACAUGAUGACGAAAGAAAAAGAUCUGAAAAAAAAAUCAUUAAAUUUUGUACUACCACAAAAAAGAAUUAAAACAUUUAUUAAUGCAACGAAUAAAAAUGAAUUUAAUGAAAUUAAAGCUAAUUUGAAAUCUCAGUUGCCAGCUUUGACACCUGUUGGACUACUGCUCGAAUAAGAUAAUUAAUCUCUCUGCAAUAAUUAAUAGUCUUCCAGAAGGAAUUAAUGAAAUUCAUUUAUUUUCUGUCGACCCUUGGUCUGCUCAAAAACAAAAUAUUUUUAUAAAUGUUCAAAGAUUCAGAAACCUUCAAAAAUUAACAGCAGUCAGCCUCUGUUUAGAUAACAUAAUUCUUCAAGAAUUAGCAGACAUGCUGAAUACAUCGAUUUAAGGAUGAAUAUUGAGUCAGAGGCGAAAAACCUCUCUACAAAAGUACUAAAUACUAUUUUUUGUAUCAAACUUUCAAAAUGAUUUUUGAAAGUAUUAAUGAUUUUUCCGUUUCAAUUUUUAAAUUAUGUGCUUCAUAUUCUAAAAAUUAAAAACUUCAAUUUAUUAUA
Messenger RNA from Aphidius gifuensis, 2927 nucleotides. RefSeq names its product cytochrome P450 4g15 (gene Cyp4g15). Gene Ontology annotation, molecular function: heme binding; monooxygenase activity; iron ion binding. The coding region runs from base 190 to 1857 and encodes 555 amino acids. Lineage: Eukaryota; Metazoa; Arthropoda; Insecta; Hymenoptera; Braconidae. The record is from RefSeq and is a predicted model, not a curated record. The transcript has 5 exons.